AUGGCCACGAAUCUGGGAAGCAGUGCCAUGCAGACGGAGGACGAGGAGCAAUGGCUCUACGGAGGUAGGCAAGCUGGCAGGCGGCGGUGGCAGCCCCGACCCCAUACCUCCCCUUUUUUUCCCUUUCUGUUUGUAGCUGCUCUGGAGGGUGGGAAAGGAGCGCGCGCGCGCGGUGGAACGAAGGAGGAUGCCAUGCCGACCUAGCGGCGCCUUUGCAAACUUUUUCCCGCCGCGCCGCGUUCAAUUCUCCUCCGGCCCCUCCCACACCGCCCCUUUGGGCCGGAGAUCUGGGACUGCUGCCCCGAGAAUAGAGCCGCUGCGCCGCCGCCGGAAUGCAGCGCGUGGCAAAACCCACCGGUCCGCAGGCUCCCGACGCCGCUGCCCUGCCUGCUCUAGGGAAAGAGAGGAAAAGAAGGAGAAGGCGGCGGGGGGGGGGGCGGCGUCUGCCUAGGGUCGCUUUGGACUUCAACUCGGAGGGAGAGCAUCUUUCCUUCGCUAUCCGGUUCCCUCACGGAGUCGUAGGUAGCCUCCUGCCGUGUAGUGACAGUGGCUAUUUAUUACCUGCCUCCCAUCCUCAGGGCACUCCAGAGCGUCACAAGCAAAAAUUAUAAUACUUUUUUUAAAAAAUAGAGGUCUCGUUCUCCGAGCACAUUUGUUACAGGGCGAUACUGGAAGUAAGCCCGGCUGAGUUCAGUGGGACUUAGACUCCCAGGUAAGGCUGAGUACAGGGGUUGCAACUUCAUUCGUUUAAAGUUCGCAGUAUUCAGCCAAAGCUCUUGCAGCACCUUGCAAACCAAAAUAGCAAAUUAGUAAGGCUUUAAAAUAACAGGAGCUGUAAUGGCUUUUGUAAGCUGCCCCAUAAUGCAAAGUUUUCUGGGUGUAUUACAAUUGACAAGUAAGUAAUCAGUUUAAGCACCAAAUAUGUCCUAAAACUUUAAAAUCAAAAGCAACAUAAACACACACAACCCUCAAAUUCACUGCAUCCCCCAAAGUUAAAACAUAGGUUUAAAACUGAUAGAUCCAGACCACAUUGAUUUAAAAGGCCCAGUUUUUUUUAAAUUAACUUGGUUCCAAUUUGUUCAGGGUUUUAAAGGUUAGACCUUGCACUUUAAAAUGGGCAUGGGAAGGUACCCCUGAAAAUUAGAUUAAGAAGGCAGAGACUGCAGGAGAUGAGACCUGUGUUCAAAUCCUGCUUGAAGGUUUCUCUCUGGGACAUCUGGGUAGCCACAGUGAGAGCAGGAUGCUGGACUAGAUGAGCCAUUGGCCUCAUCCAGCAGGCACUGCUUAUGGUCUUGGUAGAAUUAUAGAAUUGUAGAGUUAGAGUUACAAGCUUGGUGGAUCUUUUCCAUUUUAAAAAAAGGAAAAGUUUCAUCAGACGUGACAGAGAAACUCAUGCUGGGUUUCUUUUCCAAGUGCUCACAGACUGUUGAAUUAUCUAUUCUAGGAUCUUUACUGGCAUUGGUGUCAAGCUCACUGGUAGGUAGUUACAUGGGUCUCUCCCCCCCCCCCCUUUUGACAAUGGGGACAACAUUUACCUGCCUCCAGUCUGCAGGGACCUCAGCUCCAAGAAUUCUCAAAGAUUACUGUGCAGACAAAGGUUCUGAUAUUACAUCCACAAGCUCUUUUGGUACCCCUGGGUGCAGCUCAACAGGCCCUGAAGAUAUGAAUUUAAAGUAGCUAGGUGUUCCCUUACCACCUCUUUUCCUAUCAUGGGCUGCAGCUCCCUCCUUGCAUCAUUUAUUAUGUUAUCACCAGGUUGCAUAUCAUGGACGUAGCUGGGGGGGCAGGGAGGGACAGCCCCCCCAGCAAAAGGCCUGCCCCCCAACAAAAAUCCUAGCUACACCCAUGUUGAGUAUUGCUUUCCAUUUGGGUGAAAACGGGCAAAGUAGAUGUCCAGCCGUUCCACCUUCUCUGUCACUCAAUAGUAUUGCUCCGUCUUCUCCACUAGGGGGCUUACUAGUUGCUUGUUCUGCUUCUUGCUUUGAACAAAGCAGAAUAAACCUUUUAAAGUUAUUUUUAACCUCUUUCCUUCUGAGCUUUGGCCUGCCUGCCUUCCUCCCUGCAACUGUUGACUACUUGUGUAUAUUCCUCAUUUGUGAUUUUCCCUUUCCUUCGUUUCUUAUACUUUUCCUUCUUAAAUCUCAGCUCAUCUCUGAGCCGGUUUCUUUAAAUGCCUCCCACUUUUUUUUCUUCUUGUUGGGAUUGUCUGCAUUUGUGCCUUCAGUAUUUCACCUUUAAGAUAUGCAAUAACAGAUGAAUUGAGCUAUACAUCAGGAAAGGCCUGUAUAAGCAGAAGGGUCUGAAGCAAAGUACUGAUGACCCCUGCUUAAUAUUAACAGCCAAGGAGUUGGACAGCCUAGGUGAUUGUGUACCAAAGACUUUCCCUUGUAUCCAGUGCACUGCAUGCUCUCAGUGCAAGGAUUCCACCACUAAAUAGAUGUGAGAGUGAGUAAUGCUGUGCAAGAAGGAAUCCUUGCACCAGCAGGACACUUACUUUGCACAGCAUUGAAUACGAGUCCCUAUUUCUCAUAGAAGGUGAACGUCAUGUUCAGGGGAUGUAUGCUAAGAGAAGGCAGUAGGUGAACAUUCUUGUCUGGAGGCUUAGUAAGGGCAGCCAGCUUGGCAGAGUGGCAUUCUUGAAGCUUCCCACUGGCUCUGUAUGCCUGCAGGUUUAGACACCACUGAUGGGGAAGGAAAAAGUUAGACAGCAGGAUUUCUAUAUGACUAACAGAAGGCAGCAAGGACCAACUGGAAGCCUUUAAUGGGAUGCAACAGGUGCUGUGGUGGCCAAAACGAAGAUAAAAGAGUCUUGGUAGCCAAGAGAAAGCCAAAGGGAUGACAGGAGUUUACGUGUGCCCUAGAGCGAGGGACAGCCCUGGGAAAUGAAAGUAAGGUAAAGCAUGAAGCGAAUCCAGAGUUAGUGCUGCUUCUUUGUGUUUCCAGACACAUCUCCCCUCCAUUGGGCAGGGUGUCUCAUUAGCAUACUACAGCGGCAGUUGGUUUUUGUUUUUUUUGUACUGAAUUUUUCAAAGGGGAAAAGUGACAUAAGCAUCUUGCAUGUUUUGUUAGGGAGUAAUGUAUGCAAAUGUAGUGGUAUGUUCUCUCUCUCUCAAAGUUUCUGAAGCUUUGAUAAAAUUUUCCUCUUCUUGAUGUAUUUGCAGUUGAUACUGGUAAUCAAGAAGAUGGACCAAUUCCUUGGUAAAUGUUACUUUAUUUUUGUAAUUCAGAGUCAAAUGCAUUGGGGGGGGGGGAGAACAGUUGCAGUACAUUUUCCAGGAUUGGCUUGCAUACUGUUACCAGCCACCCCUUUGGAAUGAGAUACGUUGGAGACUGUAGUAUCUUUUAGAAAUAUGGUUUAUUUAUACAUAUUUACACCUGAGUUUAGGUGGAGGGAAUGCAGAAAAUUAUACCCCAGUAGUGUAUCUUGUUGCUCAUCUCAUAGCUUCAGAAAGCUUUGGUCCAGAGCAGAAGCCAGGCAUGAUCUCUUGGUUCAGCCUCCUCCAACCAACACCACAUGGAGUUCUACCCCUCCAUACUUCUUCCCCAAAACCUUGCUCAAAAACCUCUGUAUAAAAGGACACCCCACACCCCUGUAUGCCACCUGUAACCCUCGCAACCUCCUCUACUCAACAUUGCUGUUGUCUUUUGCUAACUAACACACAGCUGCAGGGGAGAAUAGAAAAUGGAAAACAGUAUUUAUUUAUUUAUUUGGUCUCUUUUGCUGAUUGUGGAUACCAAUCACUAUUCUGUUGCCUUGCCAGACUUGCUGGUCAUUGUGACUGAGAUGUAUUUUGAGAAGGAGCCAACAUGGGUUCUAGUCUGUGUGUGUGUUCUGUGUUUAUCAGGGACACAGGACCUCAUCCUUUAAAAGACAUUCCCAAGGAGAGAAAGAUUGUCAGUGAUGAAGAACGAGAAUUGUUACAGCAAGUGAGUAGUACAAGCUGAGAUCUCUACCCUAGUGCUCCUCUGUUGUUUAGAUCUCCCAACUCCCAUCAGCCCCAGCCAACAACAUACAGGUGUGCUAGCCAGGGCUGAUGGGACUUGGAGUCCAAAACAUCUGGAAGGCACCAGGUUGGAGAUGGCUGGCUUAGAAUAAUGGUUUAGCUCUUUGCCAAGCUAAACAGAAGUAGAGGAGACCCAGAAUGGUUGGGAAGUUGUUCAGUUUGCUGGCAAAAUACAGUCAACUAUCUCAUAAAGGUAGAGUGCUUUUGCAUUGCAUUGCAUUUGUUUAUUUAAAUCAGGGGGUUGGGGAACGUCAGGGCAGAGGCCCAAAUGCAGCCCUCUAAGCCUCAAGACUCUUCCUAGCCCAUAUCUCUUGCCUAGCCGCAAACACAUAUCAGCUUACCAACCAUGCUUUGCCCUUUAUUGCUUCUUCCUGGCUGGGAUGGGUUCUUGAACUUGGAUUAAUGCCUCUUGCUUGCCUGGAUGGAGAAUAUAGAGCGGUGAGUGUGUAUAGAAAGUAGCAAAUGGUAAAAAAACCCCUGCAUUUGUUGCUAUUCUUCCGAUCACCCAGAAGUAAAUGUGGCUUUUCGAUCAAAAAGGACUUUCUUUCCUAGAUUUGAAUCAACAGAUAAAUAAAUAGCUGCCCAUCCUUCUCAACUCACUCAUCAUCCAUGAUUGCUGGCACAAAUAAAUUAAAAUAAAUUACAUACUUACAGCACAAGUACCUCUUGAGCAUUCCUAUUUCAAAGUUUCAUGUAACUAACUAAAAAAAAAAAAGCCUCUGAAUGUUUAUUUCUCAGGCUUAAGGCUGCAGUCCUAACCUCACUUCCAUAGGAGUAAGCCCCAUGGUGUUACAGGACAGUUACUUUUGGUAGGCAUGGUUGAGAUUGCACUGUGAACAAAGUCCAACAGGACUUAAAAGUAAUGUCAUCCCUAACUUAUCAAAUUUAUUGCAAUUGAAGUUGAGCUAACUUUAUUGGGAACAAGCUAACUUGUGCUGCUGCUUAGGUCUGUAUUUUUAAAAACUGUCUUCUCAUUGUGCAUGUCUUCUGUCUCCUUCCUAGACCCUUUCAGGUAGAGAAGACAACGAAGAAGACAGUGAUAGUGACAGUGACGACUACAUCCAAGUAAUGAUUGGCAAUAUCACAACAAGAAGGCCAUCUUACAUGUACGUCUGCAGGUGUCAGAAUCUGCUCUUGGUUUUAUCUGUGGUUUUGUUUUCUGUUAUAUUUAGAAAGGAAAGGGGAAGAAAGGGGAAGAAAGACUAAAUAGAGUUGUAUAGCAAAAAUUAAAAGAUUUACCGGUAGUAGUGGACCUUGGUCUGAAAAUUUGGAAGACUCCUGCCAUUGAGGGUCCAGGAGAAUACCAUGGCUGAUGGUAUCAAAGCCAAUGAGAGAUCCAGCAAGAACUUGGCGACACUCGCCCCAUCCAUUUCCUGAUAGAGGUCAAACAUCAGGGUGACCAAGAUGAAUUCUGUCCCAAACCCAGGUCUGACCCUAGAUUGGAACAGGUAAUGGGAACCUUUAGCUCUCCAGAUGGAGCUGAACUACAACUCCCAGCAUUCCCAGCAAGUAUGAAAGUCAUAGUUCAGUAAGAUCUGUAAUGCAAAAGGUUCUCCACACCUGGUCUAGAUAAUCAAUUUCCUUCAGGACUCCCUGCAGCUGCAUUGUGUCAACUUCUCUAAUAUUUGGCCCAAAAGGAGAGGGGAAUCUGUGACUUGAUAGUUGUUAAAUGCCAUCAGGUCCAGGUUUUCCAGGAGUAUCCACACCACUACAUCAAAUGAAGACACGCUCACCAGACCUUGAAUCCACCCCUCUGGCUAACUUUAGUAAGCCAUGAAGUGCAAGUGAAUUAUAGCUGGAAGGGAAAAAUCUGAAGCACACUUUGAGUACGCUCUGAAUUUUCCCUUUGCGGGCCAGCUCAAAUUCAACCUGGGCUACUAAGGAAACAACUUCCUUAGUAAGUGUGGCUUCAGAGUAUGCUCUCGAGUCUACCUUUGAAGUUUAAUCACCUGGUGUCAGGUGACUGACAGGUGGGUGGUCCUGCCCACCUGUCAAAGUGAUCCACAGUGAGUGGGGAGCUGGAUACAGUCCCACACCCCAGCUUCAGUGCAAGUUUGAAGGGCUUGCUUGAACUGCAAUUGUCAGUUCAGACAUCAACAUGGUUUGGUGAAAAUUAGGAAGUGUUUGAUUAAGUUGGGCAUGCAAAGAAAGGAGGGAGGACAUAAGCUCAUCACCAUUCACCAUGGUUUGGAGCAUGCUCUUCAUAACUGUUCAACUGGCUUUUAGCGAAUGUGAAAUUAUAAAGGUGUCAUAUGCCUUGUAAUAUGUCAGAACUAGGAAGUGAUCAGACUUGCUACGUUUCUUGGCUGCCUUCUGCUUCUCUCCCUCACAUCUUAGCCUGUCAAUUUAUUGUAGCUGCUCACUGAAGCCAAACCACAGUGCAAUUCAGCAGAAGCCUGUUCCAGCUGCCUGAUGCAGGCAUGAAGGUAGCCAGGAUAUUUGUUAGGGGGACAGGCCUUUUGUUGGGGGGGGGGGCAGAACCUUAUGUAUUUUUAUUGAUUUUAUUGAUUUUUGGGGGGGGGGGAGCUGCCGCUCUCUUGGCUAUGCCCAUUGGUGCAGAUAUGUUUUAGUCCUUUCUCGCUCCCUAGGGAGCGCCCCAGGAAUAGGAGUCUAAAAAACAACCAAGGUUGUGAAGCAACCACAUCUGGUACUGGUCUUCCUAUUACUCCCUGUGACGUUAACAUAUAUGAGAGUGCUGGAGGUUACCCAAUCAGGACCUGGGGGUGGAGUCAGAGGGACUAUAAAACCAGCUCUGGGAGGGGUGGCGAGUUCCUUGGGGAGUUGGUUGGAGUGAAUUGGGCUAGAGUUUGUGCGUAGGUUGAGUUAGUGUAGUGGAAUAAGCUGAGUCAGGAAUAGUUAGGGGCUAGGAAAACAAGUAAAUAUCUGAGAGGUGGUUUAGUGAGUGAGAGCUGGUAGCGGAAGUUAUAGCUCUGGAUAGGCACCCCAUGAUUGUAAUUGACCGAUACCAUUUAUGAAACCACACGCUUGUUAAACUGCAAUAAAUAAACAAAAGUUUAUGUUCCAAUUUAACCCUGACUGGACUCAGGAUUGUACCAGGUAGGGCCUGGGUAGUGGCAGCGGGAAAUAAAGUGGUGGCACAGGGAUCAAUAGAUGGUGAAAUGUCCAGGGACCCUGUGUGAUCACCACACUCCCACUGUGGCUUUUCCUCCUCUGAAGCAGUUAGUCAAGAUGGGCCGUAUAUAGCAGGGAUGGGGAACCUCAGGCCUGCUAGCUGAAUUCCGCCCGCCCUCCAGACCCUUCUGUUUGGCCCUUGGGACUCACUCCAAGCUACAUUCGUGCUCCUUGGGCCCCACCCCUGACUGGUUCUGCUUAGCCCCUGCUAGAGUGCUUUGUUCUGACUUUGAGAGUGCCUCUUGCUUGGCUGGAUGAACGAACCCCCAUGACUUCUGCAUGCCUGGAUUGUAGACUCCAUCGCUCAAUGCACCUUGUGUCUCUUGCCUUGCCAUUACUUGUAUGCAAAGCCCAGAGAAAUCUGAGGCGAAACUGGACAGCGGAGGCCCCAAUGUUAUACUGUUCAUCCCUUGUGUGAUAACCAUACAUUGCUGAGGAAGAUUAGAAGAAGGAAGCCAGUGGCUGUGUUAGACUAAUAGGCUUCCCUGUCCUGCCAGAAGAUUGUACAAGUGAGGUUUUUCCAAGUCACUGAACUGUCAAAGCAACCCGGAAGUACAACUGGAGGAACUCUGGGAUCAGAGGCAGAUUGUCCCCACUAGCUAGACCUGCGUGCUAAAUGAAUUUGGUUUAAGUGGAGGUUUAGGGAAUUUGUAGCAGCUUUUUAGAGGCAGCAACAGCUUCUCUUGAGCACACGGAAGACCUUAGAAUAAAUUACCAGUAUUCCCUCUAGUAGUUAAUAGUUUAACUCCAACAUAACAAUCAAUAUAACAAUUUCACAGCUAAGCCUGUUACGCCUAACUACUAAGGAACUUUAAAGGCAUUCUAAGCAUCUAAGAGAGUGGGCAGCAGCAGGAAAGUAUCCUAUGGCGUAAAUCUGUGUUAUUGUGGGAGGGAAUUCCAUCGACCCUGCAAUAUUAAAAGCAAGGUAGCACAAAUACCUGGAUUUGUGUUUAUACAUUGUGGGAUUGGGGAAACUGUUUCCCUUUACAACUAUAGUUAAGAUUAACCAUAGUUUAGUAUUUGAAUGUAAUGGAAUGCAAAAGCAUUCCUGCUACACAGGAGAGCGGUAGGUUGUCUGCAUGAACCUGAGGCUCAUUCAAUUCAUGAUAUAGUUUAUCCCUGCAUAUGAAUGCAGUCUUAAGAUGUCUUAAGUUUUUCUGUCUUUGCCCCCUUAUCUGUUUCUUUAGCUAAGUAGCUGAAACCCAUUAAUUUUUUAAGAAGGGGAAGCAGAAUAAUUUUGACAAAAACAACAACUUGUGAUUGAACUCACAGAUGGGAAUAAUUAAUGUAACUGAAGCUAAAUCCGUUGGGGAUUUUUAAAAGGGGGGGGGGGGGGAGAGAAAAAAGAAACCCUGAUCAAUUUGCUCAGCAAAUGAAUGGAUCAACAACAACAGAGCCUUGGCACUAAGCAUCUGUUUUCCUUCUUUCAAUGGCAAGUUGCAACCCAAAGGUAAUGAUUUAGAUGCUCCUGGGAAUAUAUAUGGCUUACCUGAAGCAGACAUGGAUUUGGAUUCAGCUGACGACAAACCAUGGAGGAAACCAGGUGGGGCCUCAAAGUUUAUUGUGGUCAAUACUAUCAGUUGAUUUAUUUUUUGCUUUGCAUUUCACAUCAUGGGCCUGUGUGCAGCAGGAGUUACAGGGUAGAUGGGAGGAGAGUGUGAUGUGUGAUUUAUAAGUGUGCUCCUCAAUCAGACAUUAAAAAAUUACCCAGCUGCAAACAUUUGGCUCAUACUUCAUUUUAUUUAUUGCCUCGUCUGAUGUCUUCAGAUUCAUUCAGUUCUUGUCCAAGUGCUUUUAAGCAUCUCUCAACCAUUUGUAAGGAAAUCUGUUUGUUUUUAAUUUAAAAAUGAAAUUGAACCCGAGAUUGUCAGGAAGCAGAAUUCCGAAUCCAGUGCCAUGUUCUGUGUCCCUCAUGGAAUCUUGGCAAUGGAUGCAGCUCUCUCACUGGAAUGUAUUCUGCAGCUUCCAUGUGUUCUCGUUCCUCUGGGCCAAGUUGCAUAAGUCCUUUGGGGUCCCCAGAACGUGUCUGUGCUGUGUGCUCACCCCCAUUUCAUUGAUUGUCAGGGCCAAGAACCAAUCGGUGCCAAGCUAGAGUCAUUUGUACUUGUAGUUGAAUGUUGGGCUAGUACCUGGGAGACCAGGGUUCAAAUCUCCUCCCAGCCACAUGAAGGCUCACUGGGUAACCUUGGGCCAGUCACUCCUCUUAGCCUAAGCUACUUUACUGAAUUGUUGUGGGGAUUGGAUGAGGAGGGGGAGAACCAUGUGUGGGAGAUUUAUGCAGCCAAACAUAACUGUAUAAUUCCCAGUAAGAAAGGGGUUAAGGAUCACAGAGUUCUUAAUUGCUAGAGAAGACUCAGAUUGGUCAUGACACCUCACCAUUGGGGAGGGAGGAUGCAAGGGUUAUUUCCUGUUCUUCUCUCUCUCUGUCUUCUCUUUGAACCAUGUAACUGAGCAGACAUCUGAGGCUGGGGCUCCAGACUCAGUCUGUGUGUUUGAGGUCAACUUCUGUAUUUUGUAACCAAGAAUACAUUACCUGUGUUGUUUCUGCUGUAGCAUUGAACGAUGCAUGAAUGAGACCUCUGAUUAUUGUAAGUAAAACAUUUAAACUUACUUAAGGUUGUGGUCUCUUCACUCCUAGAGGGGUUGAGGUGGGGGAGCACAAUUGUCAGUGCUUAAUACUGUACAUUUAAAGGUCUAACAGCCUAUAUUGUCCAUCCUUUGCAAACGCUGCACAUAUAUUUUAGUUUUAAACUCUACUGGGGGCUCUUUGGGCUAGACAGUGAGUCAAGCCCUAUCCUUUUUUUGAAUUUAGGUAGUCAGCUGUUGGGACGUCAGGAUUAACUGUUAUUCCCUAGUUAUUUCCCAGCACCAUGUACAAUACACUUUGAGCUCCUUGGAGAAAAAAUGUGGGAUAUAAAUGCAAUGAAUAAAUAAAAUUGUCACAAGCAUACUGGCUGUUGAAGUGCUCCCAAUUUACUAAUUAAAUAUACUCAUGUGCUUGGGACAAACUUUCAGGAAGUAGUUUCCUAGCCCUGGCAAGACCGUUGAGCGAGACAACAGAAAGUGGUCUUUUCCCCUAUGAAUCUCUCUCAAAGCUGCCUUUGCCUGGUGUAGACUCAAAUAAGUGAAACAUUUUGCAGAGGAUAGCAGGGAUAAGGAAAAAGAGAGGGGGGGGGAUUCUUUCAGACGGUUGUGAAACUGGAUUUUUUAAGUGAAAAGUUAAAGAUGAGUCUCUUGGACAAUUGCUGGGUGGGAAAUUUGGCUGGCUGAAUCAUUAAAAUCCCAGAACUAGAAUGGCACCAUUGUAUAAUAAACUGAAGCUCCUCUCUGAAUUUUCCCUCUCUUCACUGGAUUUAAGUGUGAAGGGUACAGACCAGGGAUCUGAGCAAGUUAAUUAACCUUGGGAGGCUGGUGAAAGGGUUAAAUUUGGUAGACAGUGUAACUGGUGAAACUCAUCUGCCAAAGUGUAGUGGUAUCAGAUAUGAUCUUGAAGUAGCUUGAACACAUUUUUAAAGCUUCCAGUUACUUUAAUUUAUGGAAGUCUUGACUAAAUCAAAAGACCCUCAGGAAUAUUUGCUCCUGAGGAGAAUGUUUCGCUGACGUGUGUUGCAGAAAGCAUUGCAGCAGCAGUGUUAUAACUGGAUAAUUGAUUAGGUGUCCAAGCUCUAAUCAUUACAUCAAAUCCACUAAACCUUUAGUUGAUUAAUGAGGGGAAACCAGUUUUAAUCAGUGGAACUUUUAAGGACAUACAUAUUUCCUUAUGGGGGCUGUUUUGGUUCUGGUGUGUUACUAGACUAGAGAAUGAAAAAGCUGUAAUGGAAGCAAGAGGCUCAGCAAAGUUUGUUUCUGCCCUUCCUUGCAUAACUGUCUUGUAGAGUAGGCCAGUUAUGCCUCAGCUGUCUGGUUUCCUCCUCUAUAACAUAAGUCAGGAGGGAGAUCUUGGGACCCUCACUCAAACAUUUACGAGGGGAUUGCACAGAUGUCUUCUAAAAGUCAGAUAGGGAAAUGAAGAUGUCAACAGGACCCAGCAGAAUAAGGAAAACUAAAAGGAGCAUCUGUGGUUCUAAUUUAUCUCAUCCUAAACUUUCUACUUGGGAUCAGGUGAGUAGCAAGGAUGGUCAGUUGCAGGAUUAUCUGGUGGGGGUGGGGUGGAUCCUGAUGUGAGAGAACAAAGGAUACAUAGCACAGUCCAUUUAUAAGGGGCUCAGGACCCCCAUUUGGCAGGCAGUUUCCAGCAAAUCAGAAGUGUGGCAUACUUACCAGGUGAAGAUUAACACUCCACUAAGAUCAGAUGAAGGUGGACAGUUACUGCCCAGAUUCCUACCCCCACCCCAAUCUUUCUGUGACAAUCUGAAUCAUUUUGUUGAUUUAGGUUGUGUUUUGGCUCCCACAAGGCAAAUGGAGCAGCAAGAAACCAGGCUUUUCCCUCACAGAAGCAAAUAUUAGAGAUAGCUUUUCCUUGUGACACUGACUGAUUGGUUUGUCUUUCACUUCCUAACUUAUAUCAGAAAGAUAUCUAAAUUGGGGCUAUGCUAGUCUACAAAAUAUAUUCAAGUGUACAGUGGUGCCUCGCAAGACGAAAUUAAUUCGUUCCGCGAGUUUUUUCGUCUAGCGAAUUUUUUGUCUUGCGAAGCACGGUUUCCCAUAGGAAUGCAUUGAAAUUCAAUUAAUGCGUUCCUAUGGUCAAAAAAAGUCCAAUCAAAGCCAAAUUUGGUACAACAAUAGUUUAUUAACUGCUCUUUAAAGUCACACAUACUUUAAAGAGCAUAUCAAAAACUGAAGGAACAAUAAAUUAAGUUUCUAAACAUGACAGAAAAACAUUUAAAAAUCAACAAAGUGUACUGUACAUGCAUUUUCUAAGACUCUGGGGGACCACUCGAAGAAGGUUCCUCUUCCACUCUUUGCUUCUUGCUGAAGAACCUGUCCAUGGUCUGCUGCUUCAUCCGCCUUUUCAGCAGCUCCCUGAGAGGCAACAUGACCGUCGUAUCAAAAGUGUUCGCUUGGUCAUGUGCCACGUGCUUGUUAGGGUGGUGCUGCUCUGCAAAAGCCUGCACCUCCUUCCACUUCUGGCAAAUGUCCCUCAGUUCUUUGGAGGACGGCCGUUCCUCAGUUGCUUCCUCCUCUUCCAGCGAGGCCUGCUCCUGCGCAACCUCUGCCUGCAGUUCAACCAGCUCCUGGGUGGUCAGCUCGUGGUCGUGCUCCUCCACCAGCUCGCAGAUGUCCUCCUCUGUGACCUCCAGGCCCAUGGUCCUCCCCAAGGCAACAAUGUCCUGCACCACUGUUGACUCUGGUGCAUCAGAGUCACUUGGUGCCACACAGUCCGGCCACAGGCUGCGCCAAGCGCAGUUCAAAUUUCUCUGGCUGAUCCCGUUCCAGGCCGUGGUGAUCAUCUUCAAGCAGGUGACGAUGUCGAAGUGGUCCUUCCAGAAUUCCCGCAGGGUGAUGGUGGUGCAAUCAGUCACCUUGAAGCAUCGCCUGAAAAGCUCCUUGGUGUAGAGUUUUUUGAAAUUGGCGAUGACCUGCUGAUCCAUCGGCUGGAGCAGUGGCGUGGUGUUAGGCGGCAGGAACAUGAUGUUGAUGAAGCUGAACUCCUCCAACAAGUCCACCUCAAGGCCCUUAGGAUGAGCAGGAGCAUUGUCCAUCAGAAGCAAAGCCUUCAGCGGCAGGUCGUUGUCCAGCAGGUACUGUUUGACAGCAGGGCCAAAAGCAAGAUUGACCCAGUCCACAAACAGCACACGUGUGACCCAAGCCUUGCUGUUGGAUCGCCACAUGACACUCAGCCGCUCCUUGUCUACCUUGUGUUUCUUGAAGGCCCGUGGGCUCUCCGAGUGGUACACCAGCAGGGGCUUGAUCUUCAGGUCGCCGCUUGCGUUGGCACAGAAGAGCAGGGUCAGGCGGUCCUUCAUGGGCUUGUGGCCAGGCAACUUGGCCUCCUCCUGUGUGAGGAAAGUCCUUUUGGGCAUCCUCUUCCAAAACAGCCCGGUCUCGUCGCAGUUGAAGACCUGCUGUGGAACGUAGCCCUCUGUCUUCACAGCCUCCAGGAACUCCAAGGCAAAGUCUACAGCCGCAGGAACAUCAGAACUGGCAGCCUCUCCAUGCCUGACCACGCUGUGGAUUCCAGAUCUUGCCUUGAACCGGUCAAACCAGCCUCUGCUUGCCUUGAAGACUUCUGGCUCGCCUGAGGUUCCUGGCUGUUCCCGGACGAGGUCUGCGUGCAAGGCCUUGGCCUUCUCACAAAUGACGGCCUCAGUCACUGUGUCCCCUGCACGCUGCUUCUCUUCUAACCAGAUGAGCAGCAACUUCUCGACCUCCUCCAGAACAGCUGGGCGGUUCUUCACGAUCCUGGUGACUCCCUUGGCUGCAUCAGUCACAAGGAUCUUCUCCCUCAUCUUCAGGAUGGUCCUGAUGGUCGAUGGGUUCCUGCCGUACUCCCUGGCGAGGUCCGUCACACGCAUUCCACCGUCGUGCUUCCAGAUGAUCUCCUUCUUCAUUUCCAGCGUCACCUUCUCCUUCUUCCUCUCGCCGGCCUCCGCAGCAGCAGCAGUCUUCUUGGGUCCCAUGGCAGCACAGCUCUUACCUUCGUAAACUCAGAAAAAGAAAAAAACAAUCAGCAAUUCAAACCCAGAACCAAGUCCUUGAAUUCCAAACACCCAACCCAAAAUCCAAAAACCCCCAAAAAGUUUUAAAAGUUUAACUUACGAAAUGGCUGCAAAUCACCAAAGUCUUCAAAAUCCUCAAAUGGCUGCAAAAGAAGUUUUGGGAAAGCUUUAAAAAUCACCAAAGUCUUCAAAAUCCUCAAAUGUUCCCCCAGCCCAUCCCCAACUGUUGCAAACGCCUCCCCAACUGUUGCAAACCCCUCCUCAACUGUUCCCCCAUCCACCCAGCACACAGAAAUUCAAACCCAGAAAUUUUUUCAAAAAAAACCAACAUGGCCCAAUGGUCACAGAAAACCAUAAAAAUUCAAAAACAAAAAAACAAACAAAAAAACCCACACAAGCUUCCAGAUUCUUGCAAACCCCUCCCCAGCUGUUCCCCCAGCCACCCAGCACACAGAAAUUCAAAACCCAGAAUUUUUUUCCAAAAAAACCAACAUGGCCCAAUGGUCACAGAAAACCAUAAAAAUUAAAAAAAAAAAACAACCACACAAGCUUCCAGAUUCUUGCAAACCCCUCCCCAGCUGUUCCCCCAGCCACCCAGCACACAGAAAUUCAAAACCCGGAAAAUUUUUUCAAAAAAACAACAACAUGGCCCAAUGGUCACAGAAAAUCAUAAAAAUGCAGAAAAAACCACACAAGCUCCCAGAUUCUUGCAAACCCCUCCUCAACUGUUCCCCCAUCCACCCAGCACACAGAAAUUCAAACCCAGAUUUUUUUUCCAAAAAAAGAUAAACAUGGCCCAAUGGUCACAGAAAAUCAUAAAAAUGCAGAAAAAACCACACAAGCUCCCAGAUUCUUGCAAACCUCUCCCCAACACCAAGUCCUUGAAUUCUAAACACUCCAACCCAAAAUCCAAAACCCCCAAAAAAAGUUUUAAAAGUUUAACUUACCAAACAGCUGCAAAAGAAGUUUUGGAAAAGCUUCAAAAAUUCAGCAAACUCUUUAAAAAGCUCAAAAAGGCCACCACACCGCGUGCAAUGUGUUGCUCCUCGAAGUCAAGUCGCAACUGCACCUCUUCCAGCAAUGCACCUUGGGUUUUAACGGUUUUACGAAAAAGGAAACAAACUUGCAAGACGUUUUCGUCUUGCGAAGCAAGCCCAUAGGGAAAUUCGUCUUGCGAAGCAACUCGAAAACGAAAAAACCUUUCGUCUUGCGAGUUUUUCGUUUUGCGAGGCGUUCGUCUUGCGGGGCACCACUGUAGUUGGCUAUUACCAAUUCCUUAAAUCAGUUGGCAGCCCUGGCGUUUUACAUUGCAGCUUGGAUUUCCUCCCUUCUUUUUUAACUGAACAACACCAAAAAUAUAAUUCUGGCGCAAUAAUGGAUCAGACAAUGCUGUGAAACUGAAAUGCUAUUUAAUUCCUUCUGUGUGAUUUGCUUAUAUAAGAGAAGUUAGAUACUUUGGGCAUUGAUUUCUAUAGUCAAACGUUAGGAUGGCAAUGUUCACAUGCUGAUGAUCCCAGACUGAUUUGGUUAAUGCUCCCAAAUUAAAGUAUUCCUCCUUUUUUUAGACAAAUGCAAUUAAAUCAUGACAGGGCCGUUCACUGAUGCGCCUUGGAGCUUGUUACAAAUACAAUUUGGUUUAGUGGACUCAAAUACUCCCUCCCAUCAGCAUGGAUUUAUUCUGCUUUAUCAAAGUUUGCUUUAGCUAGGAUUGUCUCAUAACCACAGUUUCCAAAUCUACUUCAGUCCAUAGUUAAGAGACUAGUCCUGGUCAACCCAGUACUUUUUUCAGGUGGAACUCACUGGAACUCAGUUCCAGCCCCCCAUAGCCAUUGCCAUUAUAAGAGAACAAGGGAGAAGUUCAUGUUGAGUUCCAUCACCUCAUUUUCUAGAAAAUUAGCACAGGUCAACCACUAACUGUGGAAUGUUGUGCCUUGGUUCUCAGAAAUUCACCCAUUUUUGUCUGGGAUUAUCUGUUGUCUGUUAAUGAGUAUGCUGAUAUUUACUGUAAUGAAAUACAUUUUGUCUCAGAGGUUGCUAGAUUGUUCCAGAUUUUGAUACUUCCUUUGUAUCCCACCACAACAUAUAAGAGCACCACAGCUGUGUUAACCCCAGAGCUAAUUUUUUUGAGGUUGUUUUAAUUUUUCUAUGACUCAGAGUCUGAAAUGAUCUACAUAUGCAGGAGAAUGAAGUGGUAAAGUAGACAAUACAACUUUGGACAGCAAGUGAGCAUUUAUGAAUGCUCCUCUGUAAGUAGAAAAUUAAGUAGAGAAUUAAUGUAUCAGCAGCUUCUGUCUAUGCUAGUUUUCUCUCCGUGUGUAGAUUGCUCUGCUGUUUUUAAAACAUAGGAACACAUUUUAAAAUGAGGUCCUCCACUGCAGAUUGAAGUGGGAUGACGCAUUCUCCCACCUCGAGAUUCUGCCAUCUCGUUCUACUAGGUAUAUGGAACCUGCCUCAUUCAUUCAUUCAUUCCCUCCCAGGUGCUGA
Messenger RNA from Podarcis lilfordi (Lilford's wall lizard), 16219 nucleotides. NCBI's taxonomy places the organism in Eukaryota, Metazoa, Chordata, Lepidosauria, Squamata, Lacertidae. The record is from the annotation of a GenBank genome assembly.